AUGGUGCCUUACAGCAGCUCGGCAUCACUUCAAACCCACGCAAGGCUCCUGAUCAAACAAAACGUGGGUGAUCCCCAGUUGGUAUCUGAAGCCAGCGAAACGGGAAGAAAAGCCAUGCAUCCUAUCGAGCCAGUUCCCCACCCGGUCGGCGCGGAACCCGGCUCUCGAAAACUUUCCAAGCGGUUCUUGAAGUGUUUCUGUGGAUAUCCAGCAGUGGAUGGGGCCACUGGAGCUCGCAGUGUGGAGGCAACGGCCAGCAAAAGCCGGUUGCCUGAAGUCGAGAGUACGAAAAUCAGUCCAGGGAGCUCUUAUAAAGGCCGGCCCAGAGAACUCAUUCCGAAAUCCGGUGGCCGUUCGCGCUCCGAAAAAGAACGGCCAGGCUCAGUCGAUCUGGAUCCAGAAAAGGAGGACGAGUCGAUGGACGGCCAGGACGUCAACUUCCGAUUCGUCAUCGACUCCCUGACCCCCGAGCAGGAACAGGCGGCUAUCAAUUGGGUCCAAUCGCAAAAUAAAUCUAGGAACUUGGACCGCCAAAAUGGGUUCUUUUACCCGCCCAGAUAUCAGGUUUAUGGCAAACAUGUCGACGCGCAAUUCCCCCCCGGGUACCAAGAAGGAUACGCGAGAUAUCGCUGAUCGCUGGUGGUCGUCACUUCUGGCUUAUGAAAACUUCAAGUUCAAAAGAAGAAUAAAA
Messenger RNA from Puccinia graminis f. sp. tritici CRL 75-36-700-3, 691 nucleotides. RefSeq lists its product as uncharacterized. Bases 1 to 633 code for a protein of 210 amino acids. NCBI's taxonomy places the organism in Eukaryota, Fungi, Basidiomycota, Pucciniomycetes, Pucciniales, Pucciniaceae. The transcript has a single exon. The record is from RefSeq and is a predicted model, not a curated record.